AUGGCUUCCUUUCGCUUGGAAAUCGAGGAUGGCCAGUUCCGUGACCGCCACGGCCGGCAGGUCGUCCUCCGCGGCAUCAACAUGGCCGGCGACUCCAAGCUCCCGAGCGAGCCCAACCAGCCGUCGCACGUCGUCGACGACUUCUUCGACGGCGACAGCGUCACCUUUCACCAGCGUCCCUUCUCCAAGGAGGAUGCGCCCACUCAUUUCGCCAGGAUAAAGCGCUAUGGCUUCAACACGGUUCGCUACAUAUUCACCUGGGAGGCAAUCGAGGCCGCCGGCCCCGGCAAGUACGACGAGACCUUCAUCCAGCACACCAUCGAUAUUCUGAGGAUAGCAAAGUCGUAUGGGCUCUAUGUUUUCAUGGACCCUCACCAGGACGUCUGGUCGCGCUUCACCGGCGGCUCCGGCGCCCCCAUGUGGACCAUCUAUGCCUGCGGCCUGAACCCCGAAAGCUUCGUUGCCACCGAGGCCGCCCUUGUCCACAACACCUGGGCUGAGCCCGACAAGUUCCCCAAGAUGAUCUGGGCCACAAACUACUUUCGCCUCGCCGCCGGCACCAUCUUCACCCUCUUCUUCGCCGGCAAGGACUUUGCCCCAAAGUGCGUCAUCGACGGCGUCAACAUCCAAGACUACCUGCAAGGCCAUUUUGUCAAUGCCUGCGCCCAUCUCGCCAGGCGCAUACACGAGGCCGGCGACCUCGAGGAACAGGUCGUCGUGGGCUGGGAGAGCCUCAACGAGCCCAACAAGGGCAUGGUUGGCUACGCUGACCUGGCCGUCAUCCCCAAGGAGCAUCCCCUGAAGAAAGGAACCUGCCCGACCAUGUGGCAGACCUUCUUGACGGGAAUGGGGCGCGCCUGCGAGGUUGACACCUGGGAUAUGGGCGGCCUGGGGCCCUACAAGACGGGAACGACUCUGGUUGAUCCCCGGGGCGAGGUGGCCUGGCUGCCGAAAGACUACGACGACUCCAAGUACGGCUGGAAACGAGACCCAAACUGGAAACUGGGCGAGUGCAUCUGGGCCCAGCACGGCGUGUGGGACCCUUCCACCGACACACUCCUGAAGAAGGACUACUUCCACAAGAAGCCCGCCACCGGCAAAACGCUAGACUAUCCCGAGUUCACCAACACGUACUUUAUGGACUUCUGGAGAAAAUAUAGUCGGGCUUGCCGGAGCCAGCACAAGAACUGCAUCAUGCUGCUGCAGUAUCCGACGCUGGAGCUGCCGCCCCUGAUCAAGGGAACCGAGGACGACGACCCGAGGAUGGCGUUUACGCCUCACUUUUACGACGGCAUCACGUUGAUGACGAAGCACUGGAACAGCACCUGGAACGUCGAUGUCAUCGGGGUGCUCCGAGGGAAGUAUCUCCACCCCGUCUUUGCCAUCAAGCUCGGCGAAACGGCGAUUCGCAAUUGCCUCAAAGAACAGCUGGCAACUCUGCGGCAAGAGGGGCUGGAUCGCACCGGUAAACACCCAUGUAUCCUGACAGAGUUUGGCAUCCCCUAUGACAUGGACGACAAGAAGGCAUAUAAGACGGGCGACUACUCGAGCCAGUCGGCGGCCCUUGAUGCCAACUACUUUGGCGUCGAGGGCUCGCAGAUAGAGGGGCAUUGCCUGUGGCUCUACUGCGCGACCAAUGACCACGAACGAGGCGACCAGUGGGAUGGCGAAGACUUGUCUAUUUUCUCUCUCGACGACAAAGUGCCACCUCAGUCUCCCCUUCCCAAGAUCACUCUGCCCAACCAGUCGGCGACCAGCCUCCUGCGUCUCUCUGCCAUGAACAGGGAGGGGGGCGACGACGAAACCGUGACGCCCGGCAACCUUCAGCGCACCCUCACGAACCCGUCCAUCAGCUCUAGCAUGUCGGCCAAGGACCCCGAAUUGACAAACGCGCCUGGCUACCGUGCGGCCGAGGCCUUUAUCCGACCGACACCGACGGUGGUGGCCGGAGACGUCAUCACGAGCGGCUUUGAUCUGCGGCGAUGUACCUACAGUCUCAAGGUCAAGGCCCCCAAGGCAGCGACGGACGAGGUGCCCACCAUUGUGUUCCUGCCCGAGUUUCACUUCCCCAAAGACCAGUGCGAGGUGACGGUGUCGUCUGGCAAGUGGGAGAUUAGCUCAGACGAAGACGAGGGCCCUUGGCUGCAGAGGCUGCGGUGGUGGCAUGCGGCUGGUGAGCAGAGUCUGACGGUGCGAGGGACAGUCAGGCAACAUAACGCUCUGCAGGGGUCGGCCGAAGAAGCGGGCUACCUGGAGCAGUGCCAGCAGGGCUACGGGUUCAACAUUGGAAGCUGUGUUGUCAUGUAA
Hirsutella rhossiliensis is the source of this 2307-nucleotide messenger RNA. Its product is annotated as cellulase (glycosyl hydrolase family 5). Gene Ontology annotation, molecular function: steryl-beta-glucosidase activity. Gene Ontology annotation, biological process: ergosteryl 3-beta-D-glucoside catabolic process. Lineage: Eukaryota; Fungi; Ascomycota; Sordariomycetes; Hypocreales; Ophiocordycipitaceae. The coding region runs from base 1 to 2307 and encodes 768 amino acids. The record is from RefSeq and is a predicted model, not a curated record. The transcript has a single exon.